AUGGCGGACGGCCUGCCUGAGGGCUUCCCGUCAGGUUAUGCUCUCGACUUGGCAGAAAGAGCCAAGGCCUUCGACUUACUGCUCAAACCCGCGGCACAGGUUUUGCACACAGGAACGGCCGGCCGACCAAGCCCGCCGCGUCCCUCACCUACCUCCAGCGCACGUACCAGGGCAGGGAGACUCAAGGCAGCCACAAGCCUGCUGUCCAAACCUCCGCAGCAGACCGCGAGCAACGCUGGUCCUUGGCUCCGCGCACGAAGGGCGAAAAACUUCCUACCGAAAAAGCGCCCAGGCACAAGAAGGCAGACAGCAGCCGCCGCCAUUUUAGGGACGCCCGCCAUCCUGCAGAACCGGUCUCCGUGCCAGGAGACAGGGAUUCAAGCCAGCAGCACUAAUGAGGUUGGCUACCCAGAAAAGACAGAAUGUGAGCUGUCUCCCUCCCCUCAGAAGAGCGACGCAGCCAGCAGUGGUUCUUCCCCCAUCACUGAAACGUCGUCCCCCACCUCUUCCUCGUCGUGGUCACACAACACGUCGGCCUCCUCUCCCAACACCUCUGUAGAAGAGAGCAGCCCGGAACAGAAGGAGCAGGGCUCCUCCUCCCCUUUGGUGACUGACGACACAGGGACACCUGGAAAGGCAGCCCUCUCUACCCCACAAGCCGAGGGAGAAAAACAAGUUUUCCUCUCGGUGUUCCCGAGUACACCUCUUUCAAGACCGCCUAAUCAGCUACGCCGGGAUGUAAACAAAUCCAGCGCAUCUCGAGAAACGCAGCUGCGCCCCCUUGCUCGCAACAGCUGUGUGCUGGGGCCGCCCGAGGAACCAUUUCCUUCACUGCCAUCUACAGGGGCUCCAAACGGCACCAAACUCUGCGAACCACAGGUUCCUACUACCAACACACUGCAGAAGAACCAGGGGGUACAAAAACCUGCGGUUUCAACCCAAAAAUGUACCCCACCCACUCAGCUACCUGCUAGACCUGGGUCUACUUCCCAGCAAGAGACCGUCCUCUACAGGCCAACCACUAGGAAAACCUCCUUUCGGUCUGCGACACAAGAGGCAAUCUCCGCACAAUUAGCGGAAGUUGAGGGGGCACACCGCGUGCGAAUUAACUUCGGCCGCAAUGUUAUCGCUGUCGACGUUGCCGCGGGAGCACCGCUUGCGCCCCUCCUCGCAGUUUCCGACAUUUGCGAGAUUCCCGUGCGUGCCAGGCGGGCGUCAACCAACACCUGCAGUGGAAUAAUCCACAAUGUCGACCCAGCACUCACGGAGGAGGAACUACGCGACAACAUCGCAUCGCAGCUCCCUGUACUGCAAUGCACGUGA
This is a messenger RNA of Rhipicephalus microplus (southern cattle tick), 1323 nucleotides long. Its product is annotated as mucin-5AC-like. The record is from RefSeq and is a predicted model, not a curated record. NCBI's taxonomy places the organism in Eukaryota, Metazoa, Arthropoda, Arachnida, Ixodida, Ixodidae.